Rhizoctonia solani is the source of this 3372-nucleotide messenger RNA. RefSeq names its product vacuolar protein sorting-associated protein 9a. The coding region runs from base 1 to 3372 and encodes 1123 amino acids. Gene Ontology annotation, biological process: lipid metabolic process; vesicle-mediated transport. Lineage: Eukaryota; Fungi; Basidiomycota; Agaricomycetes; Cantharellales; Ceratobasidiaceae. The transcript is spliced from 18 exons. Gene Ontology annotation, cellular component: endocytic vesicle; cytosol. Gene Ontology annotation, molecular function: small GTPase binding; guanyl-nucleotide exchange factor activity; ubiquitin binding. The record is from RefSeq and is a predicted model, not a curated record.
AUGGACUCCCCGAAGCCGACCCGUGUGGAUUCGCCCAACGUGCCACCCGAUACGCAAGCUUCUGGGACUGUGCUAAAUAUCGAACAGAAAGAGGAGGCUUCCAACGGGAAAGUAGGAUUUGAUGGCUCUUCUCGUGCAAAUGACCAUUCUGCACAUGUGAGCGAUGUCUCUUCCCGCUCGAAAGACGACUCUUCCACAAACGCGACACGCGCACCGUAUCCUGGAAACCCACUAGUCGUCGUCGAAAACGCUCAGUCGCCUUCUGAACCGCCGCGUCUGGCACUCGUGACCGACAUCGAAAUACCUCAGAAUUUUGAUUUCCCUAAUACUGCUAUUGCUGGGUCUCCUCCAUCGUCUGCUGCGCCUAAACCUCGUUAUAAUUCGGCAGUAGUCGAUGAAUUUGAUCCGCUUGCUAAGCCCAAGUCGCCCAAGACUCCCGUUUCAGGGAGACCUUCGACACCAACGCAGGGAAGACCAUUGAAUCCUAGUCAAGGACGUGCCCCAACUCCGACUGGGUCCCAGGGGCGAGGGCAAACACCCAUUGCGCGUUCCGACCAGGCCGGUCAGAGACCACCAACGCCGACUUCUGCAUCUGCGACUGUGGCCACGUUUCCUUCAAUUGCGAGCAUCGCUCGCUCGCUUAUUUCUCGGCCCAACUCUCCUAUUACGUCUUCUAGACCCGAGUUUCCUGGCGGGUCGCCGACGUCCAAGAGUCCAUCGUUACCGCACUCGCCUGCAACCCGGACCAGACCCAUCCAACCUUCGAAUUUGGCCACGUCGUCUGAACAACCUCAGACUCCUACUACUCCUGACCCAGAGCAGUUUGACUUUCAAAAGUUUUUGGAUCAGCUAAAGUCGCGCCCGGCUGACCCUGUUGCAAAGUACCUGCGCAGCUUUUUGCAUAACUUUUCAAAGAAGAAUUUUACUGUGAAUGAUCAAAUUAAGUUUGUUCAUGACUUUUUGGUCUUCAUCUCUGCUCGAAUGCGAGAGUGUGAGAUUUGGAAGAAAGCAGGCGAGGUAGAAUUCGACAAUGCCGUAGAAGGGAUGGAGAAACUGGUCAUGAAUCGAAUAUACGAAUUCACAUUUACCCCCCAGAUUGCCAGAAGCGGUCGGCCCGUGACUACUGACGAUCUCGAACGCGACCGAGUGCUAAAACAGCGCAUUGCUUUGUUUCAAUGGAUCAAGCCAGAGCAUCUUGAUAUUCCGAUGACGUUAAAGGACCAGGGAGAGAGUGAAAUUACGCCAUCCAGCCCCCUGCUGCGGAGAACACACCUCCGACGAAUGCUGAAAAGUCCACGGAUAGCGAAAUCAGCAUGGGGUUCUUACUGUUUGCUCAGCAGGUCAGAAAUGAAUAAGAUUGAUCACUACAAAGCGCCAAGGGACAAACUUAUUUGUGUUCUUAACUCGUGCAAAGUGAUAUUUGGGUUAAUUCGCCAUUUACGAGGUGAUGAAGGCGCAGAUAGCUUUAUCCCAUUACUUAUAUUCGUUCUGAUACGAGCCAACCCGGAACACUUGCUGUCCAACAUCGAGUAUAUCAAUCGGUUCCGAAGAACCAGCAAGCUUCAAAGCGAGGCUGGUUAUUACUUGUCGAGUCUAAUGGGUGCUGUUUCCUUUAUCGAGACGAUGGACCAUACAUCAUUGUCCAACAUUACGCAAGAGGACUUUGAAAAAAACGUUGAACAAGCAAUCCAAGCGUUACCACCCUCGCCCGAUCCUUCAUCUCCUGCAAUUGCGCCGGCGGUUGUAUCGUCUCGGUCAACAGCAUCCGACUUGUCUCAACUUUCUUCAGCCUCUGGAUCAUCUUCCAUAGGGGAGGAAUCAGCUCGAACCUUACAGCUCCCUCAGGUUGCUGCCAUUGCUGAAGAUACCCGAAAAUUCCUAGAACGUACAGGGGAGUCUUUAUCAAAACCGCUCAAUGCAAUAGGUCGCAUCUUCAGCGAAGUGCUCGACGACGAACCACGUAGUCCUAGUAGUGGUUACCCAGGAUCGUCUCAGGCGGUAUACAGACCACGUAGUGGGCAACCAGGUGCUAUGGGAGAUAGUAACACUCAAACGGGAUUACUACCCCCACUUCAGUUUCAUAAUCUUGGGUUCGACACUUCGAAUCCGACUACCCCUAAUGGCGGCCCUCCACCGACUCACCCUGUUUCACGAGCAACCACGCCCCUGGACUUUUCGGCGAUGCAAGCUGAGAUCGAUCGUGCUCAUGCGGCGGCGGCGGACGCUGCACGAGCUACGCUACACCAAAUAUUUCCUACAAUGGACAAAGAAGUUACAGACAUGGUUCUGGAAGCCAAUAAUGGAGAUCUUGGUCGUAGUAUUGAUAAGCUCUUGGAAAUGAGCCACGUUAGCCCCGCAUUAUUUCGGUCGGUAUACGGUUCGAACUUGGCGGGAAGCGUAGGAAUUUGCGUUGACAGCGCGCAACGCAUGCAACGAAGUGGUCACCUGCCUGCACGUUCGAUGUUCAGUACUGUCUCUGCCUCACUGUGUGCGCUCUUCCUGUUGCCUCUGGUGACAUACGCAGCGCCUACUAAUGUGCCGCGGGCUGGUGUGACUGCUCUUGCUGCUUCGCAGGUUGCGGCAUACAAGCCAUACACCUUGCUAACCCGUGCAGGGUACUGCCCUGCAAGCAAGACGGCGACGUGGUCCUGUGGAACCCCUUGUACCUCAUUGUCAGGCUUCGUCCCAUAUGCUUCGGGCGGGGACGGCGUCGUUACACCGUACUGGUAUGUUGGGUACUAUCCAGCUAUCAGUUCGGUUGUCGUAGCAAACCAAGGAACAGAUCCAAGCAAAUUCGUCCCUCUCUUGAUAGACGGAGACUUUAUACUUGAUGGUUUUGAUUCAGCAUUAUUCCCAGGCCUUCCAACGACUCUCAAAGCCCACGGCGGCUUCCUGGAUGCGCAAGGCAGGGGUGCCUCAGCCAAGCUCGCCGCUGUCAAAAAGGCAUUGGCGACUUAUCCUGGAGCAACCGUCGCAACUGUUGGUCACAGCUUGGGUGGGGCCAUAUCUUUGCUCGACGCUGUCUAUCUCAAAAGACAAAUAUCCGGCAUUAAGCUCAAGGUGGUCACAUACGGCCAGCCACGUGUUGGGAACUCCGCGUUCGCAAGCUGGGUCGAUGCUAACCUUUCGGACGUAUCGCGCAUCACCAAUGAAAAAGAUAUUGUACCGAUAGUCCCUGGCCGUGGUCUUGGGUUCGCACAUUCCUCUGGAGAGAAGCAUAUCUUAGCCCCUGGGUCCUGGGUGGCUUGCGCAGGACAGGAUAAUACGGAUGGGCAGUGUACCACAGGGGUCGUAAGCAAUAUCUUGGUGGGCGAUGUUAAUGACCAUGGUGGUCCAUACGAAGGUAUUCACGUUGGAAGUGACGAAUGUUAA